UGCCUUCGUUGCUCUCUCCCCUGUGUCUCCCUCUCUUCGAGCAAAUCGGCGAGUCCUUCUCUUCUCAAUUUAAUAUUCAGAUCGAUCGGAGUCCUGCUCUCUCUAAUGGCGGCCGCCUCCUUUGCUCGCCCCUCCUCUCUCAGCUUUAGCUCCCGAGACGGCAUCAAAACGCCCAGAAAACCCAAAUUUUUCGGGCCCAUUCGCGCUUCUUCAUCUCCUCCUCCUCCUCCGAUCGCGCUCCGAUUCGAUCCCAAAAAGGUUGAAUGCUUACUGGAUAGUGUAAAAUGGGACGAGAAAGGAUUAGCUGUGGCUAUUGCUCAGAAUGUGGACACUGGAGCUAUUUUGAUGCAAGGAUUUGCAAACAGGGAUGCCCUUGCUGCCACGAUUUCAUCUCAGAAGGCAACUUUUUAUAGUCGUUCACGAUCAUCAUUGUGGACAAAAGGGGAGACUUCAAUGAACUUUAUAAAUGUCAAAGACAUUUUUCUCGACUGUGAUCGUGAUUCGAUAAUAUAUCUUGGGAAACCUGAUGGGCCCACAUGCCACACUGGGGCAGAAACGUGUUACUAUUCAUCUGUUGCUGAUCUCUUGGAAGAGCCACAGACCAAAAAGGAGCGGCUGGCAUCCACAACUCUGUAUUCACUAGAGUCUACAAUUUUCCAACGUAAAGCUGAAAUCGAGACAACACAAAAUGGAAAGCCAUCAUGGACCAAGAAGUUAUUGUCUAAUGAAGAACUGCUUUGUUCGAAAGUACUAGAAGAGGCAGGAGAGCUCGUCCAGACGCUAAAAGAAAAUGAGGAUAAAUCUCGUGCUGCUUCAGAGAUGGGAGAUUUGCUCUACCACUGCUUGGUGCUCCUCGGUCUCAAGGAUGUGAAGGUAGAAGAAGUCCUCGAAAUCCUUAGAAAGAGAUUUUCACAGUCUGGCAUCGAAGAAAAGAGGAGCCGACUAACCAAAAACCACUUGAUACUUAUGCCCACAUAUGAAUAUACACUCUUAAAAGAAGAGGCAGGAGAGCUCGUCCAGACGCUAAAAGAAAAUGAGGAUAAAUCUCGUGCUGCUUCAGAGAUGGGAGAUUUGCUCUACCACUGCUUGGUGCUCCUCGGUCUCAAGGAUGUGAAGGAAAUUCUUCAAGGGGCUUGUUUUGAGUAG
Molecule: messenger RNA, 1146 nt
Organism: Asparagus officinalis (garden asparagus)
Lineage: Eukaryota; Viridiplantae; Streptophyta; Magnoliopsida; Asparagales; Asparagaceae
Product: histidine biosynthesis bifunctional protein hisIE, chloroplastic-like
Exons: 8
Coding region: 106-1146 (346 amino acids)
Biological process (GO): L-histidine biosynthetic process
Molecular function (GO): phosphoribosyl-ATP diphosphatase activity; phosphoribosyl-AMP cyclohydrolase activity
Source: RefSeq, a predicted model, not a curated record